This is a messenger RNA of Hemicordylus capensis (graceful crag lizard), 3219 nucleotides long. RefSeq names its product zinc finger B-box domain containing (gene ZBBX). The transcript is spliced from 21 exons. The record is from RefSeq and is a predicted model, not a curated record. NCBI's taxonomy places the organism in Eukaryota, Metazoa, Chordata, Lepidosauria, Squamata, Cordylidae. The coding region runs from base 514 to 3063 and encodes 849 amino acids. Gene Ontology annotation, molecular function: zinc ion binding. Gene Ontology annotation, cellular component: motile cilium. Gene Ontology annotation, biological process: cilium movement.
GCCCUGCGCUUUUUAUCCGUGGCCAUGAUCCUACCGUGCUCAGUCCACCCACGACCCGUCAAGAGGCGCGCCUAAUUUCCCUUCUCCCCCCCCUUCUGUAGAAUGGAUCCUUCCUCGAAGGGCACCGGCCUGGCGCCUCCCCCUUUUCGCUUCAGAAGGUGGAAGGUGCCCUGGUUCCCCGUUGCCAUGGGGAUGGCGCAGCUGGCUUCUGCGCGUCUGUCUCUCCCUGGAAGCGCGGCGGGGAGGAUUCGAGGUCGCCGAAGGAACUAGGCGGCUGGAGGGGAGGAGCUGAUCUUUCUCUCUGUUUCUGCCGCGCCUUCGGUUGUUUCCUCCGGUUCUCCCUCUGGUGUCUGGGCUGGCAAAAAUUGGGCUUUGUGGAUGCAGCAGCGGGAAGGCAGGCAGAAAUCCAACAGACAAAGCUUUCUUCCUCACUGGUAUCUUCAUUCCUGGAAGACGAUUGCGGGCUUCUGAGCCUGUAUAUUUUGACAGGUUUUUGUGUGCGAUUUGGCAAUCAUGAAUGUGAAUGACUUUGUGAUACUCCCUGGUUCAAAAACUGGACUCUCUGUAAAACUGAAGGAAAAAAGUGUACGAGAGUUGCAGUUGCAGAAGGUGCAGCUGGAGCUUGAAAACAAGGAGAUGGAGAAGAAAUUGCAGCAACUGCAGUCAAACAUGAGCAGAGAAAAGCAAGAGCGAGAACGAGCAAAUGGAUAUCACUGGAGGUCUGGCCAGUCUGGGCUGAGCCCACCAAUCCAGCUAUUGUCACAAAACAAAGAGAAUGUUGGAAAGAUUUCUUCAGGCAAAGUAAAACUGAGACUACUCAAAGAACAAGUACAAGCUCCAGAGCCAGCUAAGCAGCCUCUUACACAUAAAGCAGCGAAUACUGCAUCCACUGAAAAGCCGCGAGUGAAGGGGAAGGUGUGUGGUCAGUGUGAGACGAAGGCAGCGUUGCUGGUAUGUUUAGAGUGUGGCGAAGACUACUGUCCUAGCUGCUUUGCCAGAGUCCACCAGAAGGGGGCACUGAAGCUCCAUAGAACGACCUCUUUGCAGGCAAAAGUACACAUCCCAGUUGGAAAACUGGAGGCUGCUCAGCGGUUCCUGAAAAGAAUAAAUGUUGAUAAAUUUAAUGGUCAGAUGAAUAAUGAGCAGGCGGAAAUGAAUAGUAUGUUGAAAGAUUCAUUAGACACUGCAUUACCAUUACCAGAAAUGCCAAUGUAUGAUACUGAGAUUGAGAAAACUUCUACAGUACCGACAGAGGUAUGGCCAGAGAGCCAGAUUGGCUGUUUACUGCAUGGAACCUAUGAUGAAGAAGAAUCAGCAAAGUCUUUUCAGGAAGCUCUAAAUCAAUGGAGAAGUGGAAGUCCCUCUCUGAAACUUAAGGAAGAACGUGCUUGUCAGGUUGGAUCAGAAAAUAUAGGUACUUCUGAGGCACAGACAAGUCCUCCUAUCCUGAAAAAAAAUAUUGAUAUUGAAUUCAAAGAAGAUAGCUUGAAGUAUAUGGAAAGGCUCCUGCUCAAAAAGCAUAGAAGAACUCCAGUUGAUAAAUUGCCAGAUGUUGUUAUAGAAGGUGAGCUGAAUCUUGAAAAACCGUUGACAAAUGAAACUCCUGAUUCCUGGGUGAGGGAAGAGGAGGAGGAGGAGGAAGACGACGACGAAAUAGCAACUGCUCGUUUAGAAGCUGAAGAAAUGAAAAAAUGCUGGGUAGUUAUUGCCAGACCAGAGGAGCCUGGGGCAGUUUUUGUGAACUCUGAGCCCUCUUUCCAAAUCAAGAUCCUUGACAAUGAUUGCAAGGAGGAGCUGGAAGAAUCUGUUAAUUUUGUCGUUAUGGAAGCUGGAUCUGAUGAGUUCCUUGAUGACCAUAGUGGUACCAUGUCAGAAAAUCUGAAAAACGGACCAGACAUUUUUCUGGCACAAGCUGGCGAUUUUACCUCAAGGUCACCACUUUCUUCUUCAGUUGAGAAAGAAAAUGGUUUAACUUUUCUUCAUAAUAAACGUGAAGAAACUCCUAGAGCUAACAUUUCUUCCAUGCAGCCUGAAAGAACUGGUACUCUUUGUAGCCAUUCUGGUGUGGAAGAAAUGGUUCCCAACACUCCUUAUGAAAGAGCUGUAAUGAAAGAAAAAAGCACUAAAACACAAAAUAACAGCACUCUCCUAUCAUCUGAGCAGACCUCUCGCCUUCCUGAAUUACCUCCUAGUGAACCUUUCCCAAUGAUGGAAUUGCUGAAAGACUGCAAGAUCUCCCUGGAGUUGAAUGAAGCUGCACCAGUAACUACCAAGUCCUCAGUGUUGUUACAGGAGGUAGCCCUCAGGAAGAAAAUUGUAUGUGCCCCAUACAGAGGACUUGAGGGGUUCUUUACAAUGGAUGCAAGUUCUCAGCAAGCCGUGAUGGACUCUCUUCCUUCACCAUGCAUGGGCAGGCAGUCUGCAAGCAAUGACACUUCAUUUUCAGCUUUAGGGUCUGAACAAUGGACGAUGCACUUCAGCUUUAGUGAAUUUGCUGAGGAGGCUGUAGUGCAAGAUGUCUUGAAAAGGGAGCUCAACAGACCGAGUAGACUGGGAAGGCGAAACCCAGCUCCUAGAGCUUCUCUGUCAGAUUCGUCCAGUGAAAGCGCUUCUCCAAGGUCUUUCCCCACAACCAUUCCCUGCUGCAGAACCAUUCAGCACAGCCCUCGCCCUUCUCCAGUCCUUCAGAGAGGACCCACAAGCCCAGUGAGUGGGCCUCUCUCUCGAGCAGCAUCUGAGAUUUCAGAAAUUGAAGGCAUUGAUGUCACAGAGCAUGAUGAUCCCCUUCUGGAGUAUAGCACUGAUGAACAAGCUUUAACAGAUUUAGAAAGUGAAUUGCAAAGUAAUGCGGAUCCUCUGGAAAAAUUCAAUGGCUUGACCUCUGGAGACUUAUCUGCCUUCACUAGACAUUCAAAGAUGACAAGUCAAAAUCUUACAGAUCUCCAUAACCAUGAAAUAAAUGACUACAGUAGUGUUGAUACUAUAAGAGUUUAUGAUGAAAGCCAUACAGAUGAUGAGGAAGACCUCUUGAGGGACAAACAGCAGGUGAUAGAAUUACAAUGAAAAUCAUCAAGAAUCCAACCUGACAAGAUCUUUUCUUUGCUUUUCUUAAAAUAAUCCAACCACAGUGUCGGUCCUGAGCACAGCGGGAUUAACUGAGCUCAUGCGAAAGCAAAUCUCAAGUAAAUAAAGUAUACAUUGAUGAAAAACAAAUAAAAA